AUGCGGGUUUUGGCUCAAACCAUAACAUGGUCAGAUCUUGCCCGUGUAGAUGUAGAUGAAUGUGGCCAUGAAGGUCGAACAGCUUUACGAGCUGCCGCAUGGAGUGGGCAAAAAAGCAUUGUAAUUAGACUCUUAGAAUACAACGCGGAUGUAAAUAAAAAGGAUGUUGAAGGAAGGUCAGCUCUUAUGGCUUCAUCUUACAAAAAUCAUUUCGAUAUCGUUUCAAUAUUACUUCAAGCUGGCGCCGAUCCUAAUUUAGCCGAUAAAUCAGGAGCAACAGCUUUACAUCUUGCUUUAUCCAAUCAAUCUGAUGUAUAUGAUCGUCACCAAACUAUUAUCGAACUUCUUCAAAAUGGAGCCGACGUGAAUUUAGAGGAUAUCAAUGGAUGGAAUUGUGUUCAUGUUGCAGCCUACCAUGGUGACUUAAAUCUGGAAUCUAUCAUUAAAAGCUGCCGCAAUGUUGAUGCUCAGCCAAUAGAACUAGAAUAUGGUGAAAAGUUCCAGGAUAAAAGUGGCCGUACAGCAUUAAUGCUAGCAGCUUGUCUAGGAAAUACUCGAUCUUGUCAACAGUUGAUUGAUCACGGCGCGGACAUCGAUUUCAUUGACAAUGAAGGGAGAACAGCAUUGAUACACGCUGCAAUACAUAAUAAUCUUGAAAUAGUUCAGUUGUUACUCAAUCUCGGUGCUGAUGAAGCGCAUAAGGAUAACGAUGGUGCGGUUGCACUUCAUUUUGCUGUAUCUCAUCGGAAUCUUGAUUUAUGUUCAGCGCUAUGUACUUCUGUGACCGUACAAAUAUCAGAUAAAUAUGGAAAUCAUCCUUUAAUAAUAGCUGCUCAGCGAUCGGAUGUUAAAGUAAGUAAAUCUGAAGUCGUGCAACUGCUUUUGGAUACCGGUGCUCCAAUUAAUCUCCAAUCGCAUAAUGGUCAGUCAGCGUUGCGUUCUGCUGCGCUGGCCGGAAAUGAUUCGAUAGUAAAAUGUUUAGCAGCUCAUGUAUCAGUCAGCGGUGAAAAAUGCGAUUUAAAUCAAUGUGAUCUAAAUGGCACUCCUUUACUUCAUGCCUUAAUUGUUGCACGAAAUAUGCAAAUGGUUUCACUACUUUUGGAUCUUGGCUGUUCAAUAUCUUCCUGUGAUUCUUAUCAUAGAUAUUCUACACAUUUCGUGGCUCAGGCAUUUUUUUCAAUUUUUAAUAGAUCAGAAUAUUUCAUAAUAAUAACUGGUUUGCAUGCUGCAAUCUUAAAAGAACAUGGUGGUAAUUUCGAAGCUCAGGAUGAAGCGGGAAGAACACCAUUAAUGACAGCUGUUUGGGCAUCAAAUUAUGACAUUGCUUAUUUUUUAUUGGAAGAUAUCGGGGUGCAACCAAAUGAAAUAGACUAUGAGGGUGCUACUGCUUUAAAUAUAGCUGCACAUAUUGGUCAACGGGAUUUAGUAAUACUUUUACUAAAGUUUGGAGCAGAACCAUCACAUUGCGAUAAACUAGGACGAACUGCCGCUGAUGUCGCACAACUUGCGGGGCAUGAAUCUAUAAGGCAAAUUCUAAAAAAUGCAAGUGGUUCAGCUGACAGUUCAGGUUUUGGGUCAUUACCUAUGAGUCCAUCUGAUCAAACAAUGAAGUAUAUUCAGAAAAAACCCGAUAUUCGUGCUAAUACUGUUAAUUUCACUUGUCAGAAAGCAUUGUCCCACUAUUUGCCUCAUUCCUAG
Dracunculus medinensis (Guinea worm) is the source of this 1698-nucleotide messenger RNA. The record is from the annotation of a GenBank genome assembly. Lineage: Eukaryota; Metazoa; Nematoda; Chromadorea; Rhabditida; Dracunculidae.